Gryllus bimaculatus (two-spotted cricket) is the source of this 2568-nucleotide messenger RNA. Lineage: Eukaryota; Metazoa; Arthropoda; Insecta; Orthoptera; Gryllidae. The record is from the annotation of a GenBank genome assembly.
AUACCCAUGGACCUCGUGUAUAAUCGUAAACCACUCUCGGCCACUCUCGGCCUUCCCAAUCGUCUUGAGAAGCAAGUCUACGGCUACACGAUAAAGGCGCUAUCUGUUGUUUGUGAAUGAAGAAAAUAGACAAUGGCGAUAUGAGAGUGGCGUGUGUUUUGGCUGUUUCAGAAUAUAAGUGACAAAUAUAUCUUAUUUGUAUUUUGUAUUAGAGAGUUUGAGCAUUAGUAAAUGUUUUUGGUAGAUCGAUAAGGAAGUUAUAUGUUUGUGGAAAAUGAAGAUAUUAACAUUGGAAUUGUAGUGUGCAUUUUUUUAAUAUCAUUGUGGCUCGCUCCCGUAAAAAGUGACAAAUGAAACCGACUGCUUCAGAUUUAAGAUCAAAAUGCUCGAAAUUAUAGAGUGUUAUGAUCAAAGAAAUAGCAGAGGAGGUUAAUAGACAGUGAAGGGAUGGUAAAGUGAAGGGACAUGAGCCAGAACAUUGCAGGGAUGGCGCCCUUUGUCAGCAUGCCAAGGGGGAGGAACCAUAUGUACUUCCAGGGGCCUGGUGGCGAUGCACAACACAUGCAGCGUGGGCCUUGCUUUCAUGAUGAACGAAGUGAAAAACAUCUUGCAAAUUCUUGCAGUCUGCCACUGGGAGGUAUGGGUCCAGAGUUCAAGCCCCCAGUGGCUGGAGUGCCUGACCCCCCCAUCCAGGCAAAGAAGAAACGUCGCACGUCCAGUGCUGCCUCAACACCUUCCCAACCUGCACCUGCCCUGCAGGACCUACUUCCCCCUCCUUUGACAGGUUAUGGGGACACCAUUGUUGCCUCUAAUCCAUUUGAUGAUUCACCACCGCAAAUGGCUCAUUCAAUGAGCAUGGGCCAUGGACAUCAUAUGCACAUGAACCAUCACCAUCAUCAUAUGGGUGGAAUGAGUCCUAUGGGCAGCAUGACUGGUUCAACAAUAAACAACAGCCAUUUGUCCAACAUGGGUGGACCACCAAUGAAUAAUAUGGGAAACCAUGGCAUGGGUGGUCCGUCUAUGAAUCCUGGUCCUAUGUCUGGUCCACCAAUGAACAGUGGCCCUCCUUUGGGCAGCCCUAUGAACAGUUGUCCUCCGCUAGGCAGUCCCAUGAACACUGGACCUAUGGGGGGACCUAUGGGAAGUCCAAUGAGUGGCAUGGGUGGACCUAUGAUGAACAGUGGAUCUAUGGGGAGUCCAAUGAACAGUUCUAUGAACAGUAUGGGUGGCCCGCCUAUGCCUAGUGGUCAUUUGAACAAUGGACCAAUAGGUGGUGGACCUAUGAAUAGUAGUCAGAUGAGUGGCCCCUUAAGUGGGCCGCCCAUGAAUACAUUAGGAAACCCAAUGGGUGCACCUCCUGUGAACAGCAGCCCCAUGGGAGGGCCUCCAAUGAACAGUAGCCCCAUGGGCAACCCUCCUAUUAACAAUGGCCCUAUGGGAGGUCCUUCUCUCAACAGUCUGUGUGGGCCAAUGGGUGGCCCCCCUCUCACUGGUGGCCACAUGAGUGGUGGUAUGAACAUGGGAGCCAUGAGCCCUAUGAAUCACCAUUCACCCCAUCCACAUCCCAUGGGAAAUAUGGGGUCCAUGGGUGGGAUGAGUGGUAUGCACCCUAUGGGCAUGCACGGGCCCCCUCAUGGAUUCCCUGGGCCUGGGAUGGGACCUAAACCCAUGCCUGUCUCAGCAGGGAAGGUUUAUCCUCCAGAUCAACCUAUGGUGUUUAAUCCACAAAAUCCUAAUGCUCCCCCUAUAUACCCCUGUGGCACCUGCCACAAAGAAGUCCAUGACAAUGAUCAGGCAAUACUUUGCGAGUCUGGGUGUAAUUUCUGGUUUCAUCGAAUAUGCACAGGACUGACAGAAGCGGCCUAUCAACUUUUGACAGCAGAAGUUUAUGCAGAGUGGGUAUGCGACAAGUGUUUAUCUUCCAAAAACAUACCACUCGUGAAAUUCAAACCAUAAUGAAGAAAAUGUGAAUUUUUAAAAUGGUUAAAGGUGGUUGAAACAGUCUGUUGUCAAGUCAAUCUCACACCUGCCUCAUUUGUUGCCGAUGAGCUACUGAGCAUCUGGAUGAAUGUGAAAUUGGAAUGAAUGCAAUUGUGUGUGUUAUUUACUGAUGUGACAAAAGAAUGUUGUUUGUAAUUAAGCAUACUUCUUUCUUGGAAUUCUGAAUUAAAUAUUGUUUCCUCUGUUAAUAUUUAACCUAUUGUACUUUUUGGCAGUGUUGUUUUGUUUUAGAUGGUAGGCAGCUAACCUGUUGCUAAGUGACAAAACAAUUUGGUGACUACAUUACUGACAUUGUGUUCAUAUUACUUAUUGAUUUACGGAAUUGAUGCAGUUUUGCAACUUUGUCAUUUUGAAAUAAAUAUUGUAUUUUGAGAUAAUUUUUUUUUUUUUUUUUGUAUAUACAAUACAAUAAAUAAUGUGUGGUUGGGUUUUUUGUCCAGUAAGUUACUUUCCCUUGUAAAAUAAUCUUGUAAAAAAAAUUCUUCAUACUUUCUCAAGAGUAUGCAACCUGCAAAAAGAAAAGAUGUGCAUAGUUUAUUUUUUAUCAUGUGAAUAAAUAUAUUAGCA